This is a messenger RNA of Onychomys torridus (southern grasshopper mouse), 732 nucleotides long. RefSeq names its product oncostatin M (gene Osm). The record is from RefSeq and is a predicted model, not a curated record. The transcript has 3 exons. Bases 1 to 732 code for a protein of 243 amino acids. Gene Ontology annotation, biological process: oncostatin-M-mediated signaling pathway; immune response. Lineage: Eukaryota; Metazoa; Chordata; Mammalia; Rodentia; Cricetidae. Gene Ontology annotation, cellular component: extracellular region. Gene Ontology annotation, molecular function: oncostatin-M receptor binding; cytokine activity.
AUGCAGACACAGCUUCCACAGAGAACACUGCUCAGUCUGGUCCUCAGUCUCCUGUUCCUGAGCAUGGCACAAGCCACACGCGGCUGCUCCAGCUCUUCCCCACAGCUCCUCAGCCAGCUGCAGAAUCAGGCGAACAUCACGGGGAACACAGGAUCACUCUUGGAGCCCUAUAUUCUCCUCCAAAGGCUGAACACAUCUGCCCUGAGAGCUGCCUGCACAGAAUACCCUGUGACCUUCCCGAGUGAGGACACCCUACGGGCACUGAGCAAGCCUCGCUUCCUCAACACUGUCCACGCCACACUGGGCAGAGUCUGGCGUCAACUGGGUGCUUUAAGACAGCAAAUUCCGAAGAUUCAAGCUUUUCCAGAGCUGGAGAGGGCCAGGCAGAACAUCCAAGGCAUCAGAAACAAUGUCUACUGCAUGGCGCAGCUGCUCCACCAUACCCUGGAGAUACCCGAGCCCACACAGGCCGGUUCUGGGACCUCACCGUCCAUUUCCACAACACCAAGCAUUUUCCAGGCCAAGCUAGACAGCUGCCGCUUCCUGUGGGGUUACCACAGAUUCAUGGGCUCAGUGGGGAGGGUCUUCAGGGAGUGGGGAGAUGGCUCCAGCCGCAGCCGGAGACACAGCCCGAGACACAGCCCGCUCCGGGCCUGGCGCAAGGGAGCCCGCAGAAUCAGACCCUCCAGGAGCAGCCAGAGCCCCAUGUCCAGGGUCAAGGUGCCCCGGUAG